UGAAAGCAAGUCGUAAAAAGCUGGUUUUUCGUAUCAAGGAACCGGAUCGCGCGGCCGAUUUUUCGCGGGCGAGAGCUUUUCCUGCUGCAAGUAUAUUUUCUCGGGGAGUUGGAUUUUUCCCAGCACCGAACUGGAACUGGGUGUUCGCCGCUCGGGUGUGUUGUUUAAAGUUGGUACCGAAGUUGGAAAAAGGGUAUUUGACUGCUUGCGAGGAUAAAGGCUUUUGGGAUCGUCCCAGCCGGACAUGAAUUGGCAAAUUAUGUGAAACAUCCUUUCCGGUAUCGUUAUCAGUGUUCGCUGCCCAUGGGCGGUCCAGACCUGGCCCAAUAAAGAUCAACCGUUAUCGAUUCAAGGGACUCCUUCCGGUGCAAGUGGCUCCGAUUUUCGAUAGCCCAAGAGAAGAGGUUGUUACAUCAGUCGGGACAGCAGCAUCCUUCUCGCCGUGUUGUUCCGCUGAACUUCGCGAGUCGUGUUGUUGUUGUUGCUGUUGCUGUUGCUGGCCGUGCGAGUCGUUUCGGUAGUGUGGCUCAUAUUAUGUUACUUGGAGUGGUGUGAGUGCGAUGCUAAGCAGAGUAGCGUAAACCUGCUUGUGAAGGGUUUUUGGGUCGCUCGGAAGUGAAGAAGGUGUUGGAGGAAAACAUUUCUUUGAUUUAUUCCUCGCAAAUUGCGAUUUCAUAAGCAAAAGUGGGUGUUUUAAGCAAAACAUAUAAACACGAAACAAAUCUAAAAAAAAACAAAAAGAAAAACUUCACAUAAAUUCAGGCGCCUGAUGUAAUAACACAAUCGGAGAGAAAUAGGCGAAACAAGAUGAAAAUAUAUGCCCUUGCAAGCAAAUGAAAAAAAAGGAAUCGUGAAAACGGUGCUGGUUAUAGGGCUCGCGAAACUCGCCAAAAAAAAGGAACACAAUCCCCCCGGAACAAGGCAAGGAGGGUCGAUUUAGCUCGAUGAUUUAUUGGAACAAGUGUUUGUGCGAAUGAAUUAUUUGUAAGCCCACCCAGCUGUCGUUGUUACCGUUGUUGUUGUUGUUGGUGUUGUUCUUGUUGAUGCUAAUUCCGCGAAGGAAAUCGGUGUAUGUUCCCGAAAUUCUUUUCUCCCGACUGGGUGGAGCAUUUGGCCAAAAAAAAAAUCAAACCAAAUUAAAUUGAGAUUAAGAUUCGGCCCCCAAAAUUUGAAGUGAUCCAAAUCCAACGUAUAUAUCGUGAGGGAGAAGAAAUCAAAUUCCAAACAUAAACAAAAGCGAAGAAAAGCGCUGGAAGCUGUCAGACGACGACGACGACACACAGAAACGGAACGGUCAGUUCUUCGUAGUAUCGUUUCGAGUCGUGUCUCGGGUCGGGUGGAGCGAGGUGGAUAAGAAGAAUCUCGAUGCCACACGCACGACCUCCUCGGUGAAGAUCUAUGUAGCGUCAGCCCAUCAUCAACAUCAUCUGCUGUUUGGCUGUUGCUGUGGAGGCCCUGGCCCUGGUGCUGGGUAACACGAGCCCUGCUUUCGAUCAAAUUUUCGGAGCGAGUAUUUUGACAGCUGACAGACGCGGAUAAAUUUCGUGCUGAAGUGAGGUUAGUUCAUCCACCAACUGCGGAGCUGAGAACGGUAGAAGUGUAACACGUGCGCGCCAGGUGCUGAGCUAGUGGAAAAUUGUUUUCCUACAUCACGUUGGAGGAUACACGUGACGAGAGCCAGCCCAGGCUCCGAGCCAAAGACAAUUGCGAUUCGGUUUAAAGUGUAGUCCUUCCAAGGACGACGACAACAACUUGAAACGCCUAAACAGGAUCUGUGGAAAGUUGAAAGGCGGAGGUGUUCUGUUUUGCCAUUCGAGUGAAUAGGAAUGAAAAGUAAAACAAGAUGAAGCUGCACCAUCAGCGCAAGACUUGAAGAGUGCCCUCGUAGAAGUUGAUGUUGUUGUUCCACGAGUGGUGAAGUAUUCCCGCUGAAAUUAAAAGAAGAAACCUUGAGGCAAAGGUGUUCCAUUUUCAUUUUUUUUGGGUUGAAAAUUGUACAACCCAGCAGUGAAGCGCCAGAGUGUUUGGGUUGAGGUCGACUCGUUGGCAGCCAAAUGGCGAGUGUGAUUUAUUCCCUAGUGGUGGUGAGUGUGUGCUUGGUCAGCAGUGCCCUCGGGGCCCAUUGGAAUCAUUCGGUGUAUCUGGACGAUGACUACCGAUUGCUGUGGAGCAUAUCGGGGUCCGACAUAACGUUCGAGGUCCAAGCCCGCACGCACGGCUACAUCGGGCUGGGCUUCUCCAAGGAUGGCACCAUCUACGGGUCGGACAUCGUCAUCGGUUGGGUUCACCAAGGACAAGUUCAUUUCCAGGAUCGACACGUGAAAAAGAACGGCGAUGGUCAACCGCUAGUGGACUCGUCCCAGGACUACAUCCUGCUGCUCGGCUACGAGAACCAAACGCACACGGUGCUGCGAUUCAGGCGGAAGUUGGACACCUGUGACGUGGCGCACGAUGUGCCGAUAACGAACGAUACCAUGCGCGUGAUCUUCAUGUACCACGACGAGGAACCACACGGGUCCAAGUACACGCCCGGUAGCUUGCCAGAUCCGGCGGAAGCCUUCAAGCAGGUUCGGUCGCUCUUCCUGACGCAACGGGUGAACCAGUCGCCAAUCAAGCUCGACGCGCGGAUGAAGAUCAUGGAGCUACGCAAUCAGGACGUGGAGCUGCCCCAGUACACCGACUCCCUGCACUGGUGCAAAAUGUUCAAGCUGAGCGAUAUCAAUCGCAAACAUCAUCUGAUUAGGUACGAACCGGUGUUUGAUUCGGCCUCGAGCGUGCCCUACCUGAAUCACGUCAUCCUGCACGAGUGUCAGGGCUCGUCCCCGGAUUUGGAGAUUUUAUCCCGCGAGACUGGCCGCGCUUGCUACCAGACGAACCGAUCGAUACUGACCUGCAAUUCGAUUGUCGCCGCGUGGACCCGCGGUUCGGAGGGUUUCUCCUUCCCGAGCGAAGCCGGAUACCCGUUGGACUCGAAUCAGGCCCGUUUCUAUCUGAUGGAGACGCACUACAGCAGCCGCUUGGAUAUUAACGAGCACCCCUCAGCGAAAUCCAAGGUGAUGGUCGACAGUUCGGGGCUGAAGAUCUACUACACCAGUGCGCUGCGGAGUCACGAUGCCGGGGUGCUGUCCGUGGGAAUGGAUCCCAACUGGAGGCACAUAAUUCCACCCGGCCAGGGGCAUGUUGUGUCCGAGGGACACUGCGUGGGGGAAUGCACGCGGAAAGCGUUUCCAAGGGAUGGAAUAAACGUGUUUGCCGUUAUGAUGAAAACGCACCAGAUAGGACGGCAGAUUAAGCUGAGGCAGAUCCGGUACCGGGAGGAACUGCUUCCGAUUGCUCACGAUAUGAAUAUGGAUUACAACUAUCAGGAGUACAGGAGACUGGACUCACCGGUAAGGGUCCUGCCUGGGGAUCGACUGAUAGCGGAAUGUAUAUAUGAUAGCUCCAAGCGGUCGGCGAUUACCCUCGGUGGGUUGACAACCCGGGAGGAGACCUGUUUGGUACUAACUCUGUACUACCCGAGGCAAAAAGAACUAACCACGUGCCACUCGUUGCCAAGUUUACCCACGGUACUUCACUCGCUGGGAAUCAACGAACUGGUUCCUGGCUCCAAUCCAGUGCGAAUUGUAUCCCCGACGGAACUCGCUGGUAUGACGCUGGAGACGCGUCUCAUCUCGUACGACUGGGAGAACAACUUCAAAAGUUUCCAGUACGUAACGCGGAAAGGAUCCUUCAAACCGCUCUGCUGGAGUGCGAAAAAUCAGCCACUCCCGGUUUCGGAAAAUCUCGACGGCUACUCGCCGAACAUCACCAAGUCCUACAAGCUGCAGCAGACGUGCAGUUUCCUUCGUCCACCGACCGGCGUCGGUCCGAACGUGGCCAACGUGUCCUUCCAGAAUCGCAACCACUACGUAACGGAGUCGGAAACGAAUGUCGAUCAUCCGUUCGCCAACGAAAAAUUCCCCCUUGUGAACGGCGGCGGCAGUAGCGGCGACGACGGUGACGGUAUCGGCGAUGACGACGACGACGACUCCGUCGAUCUGGACGGCAACAACGUGAUAGAAGGAGCCGCCCGGAGUAAAGUUUCUCGCAGCUCCGUCACCGAACUGAUGGGACUGAGUGGCGCUUCGCUACCGCCGACUUCGCUGCUGCAGUCGCAGAUGAUGGCGUAUCUGCUGUUUAUCAUCUUCCUGAACUCGUUCCGGAUAGCGUUGGAACGGAUUGUUUUGUAAGACCGAGUUACGACUUUUUUCAGUGUAACCUUUCACUUGUUUUUUUUCCUGCGUAUCUUCACGGGCGAAAGAGAGGAGGGACAAGUUUAGAACCAUUUAACAAUAAGUAGGCAACAAAUUGCACAGACACCCACACACAGAAUGAUAAGAAAUGACUGUAGCAGAGACUGACGAACGAAAGUUCCGAUGGCGAUUGCCGAUACGAGGAAGGGCAAAAACCGUGUAAAUAGAUCAGAGGAAAGUUGAAAGGAAGCGAAACUUAUUUUUGAAAUGGAGAAAAUUUCCUCGAAACUUCCCUUUUUUUUCGAUUGUUUCCUUUUUCCGUUUUAAAGCCAUGUCCAUAAACUUGGAAGAUAAGCGAGAACGAGGAUCCGGAAUCAGUCACCGGUGGUGGCGGCGAGGGCUUUCUCAAUCUAGUAAACUUUAAUGAAGAUACUUUUAUAAAACGACGAAAGUUAAGUCGAGAGCCGGACUCGGAAACGUGAAAAGUGUUUUGUAAAUAGCAGUAAUUGUCAACUGUAACCUGAGAGAGGAAGCUGUUUGUAAAUAGUGUUUUUGUACCAACUGAACUUGAGCCGAACGGGGGUUGGGAUGAGGGUAAGAGUAGCCUCUUGCCCGGGGCAAAACUUUAGCGUAGCAAGAAGCAACCAACACGAAAGUAGCGAAAGUAAUUUUUAAGUGUCGUGAACAAGAAAACUAAAAACUUGUUAAAUAAGGAGAUGGCAGAAGAGAAGUGAAGCUGUACCGUACUUCUAGUCAGUAAUCGGAGACGUAUUAAAACUCUUGAUUUUGUUGAACCAUUUCUUGUUUUUUAGUUCCAGCUGUUUUUCUCUCUAUAAAUACUGUUUCCUCUGAAGGCGUCCGCUUCCGGACGCCAUAGGUUUCCACCCCUUAGCCGCUUUGUUGAACCGAAAUUUCGCAUGUUGAUUAGGGAAAGUAAGAUAGCAAGCAUGAAAAAAUAAAUAAAAACAAACCUGAAAGCAGCAGGAGUCCUUCACACCCGAGGCAAUGGCAUCGAGAAACGACAAGUUACCAUCGCACCUUCCCCAAAAUAGAAACACAGUUUACCAAGUGACUCAAAAACAAAAACGCGCGAGACAAUCAUAACCUUUAACCGAGAAAAGAGCAGGAAGUACCGGGACAAAACAAAAACAAGAGAAUUAUUUAUACCGGACAUGUGAGCCAGAAGGGAAGCAAGCGGAAAACCUAGAACGCGAAUCUCGAAUUUAUGAAGAAAAUGAGAAAAGUUUUAUGGAAGCAAGGCAAAGCGGCAAAUGGAAUCGGUGUGGUGUCAGCACUUUUCGUUAUCGAGGAUGGGGGAAAACAAAAAUUCCAUGACAGUGCUUUACUUCGCCCGGCUCAGAGAGCGAGCGAGAGGUGAAAGAGAUGUAGUACCCUCAUAAUUUGUUGGUGAGCUCUCUUCCGGCAAAAGAAAAAAAAAAAACGGGAGCCCAUCGCACAGUGGGGCGAUUCCAUACAAAAACCGUUAUGAAAUGGUUCGUUCAAAAUCUUAACCAGCUUUCAAAUUACUUUUCAAGUAAUUUGAUGCUACUGAAUC
This is a messenger RNA of Ochlerotatus camptorhynchus, 5787 nucleotides long. Its product is annotated as MOXD1 homolog 2-like. Gene Ontology annotation, cellular component: secretory granule membrane. The transcript is spliced from 8 exons. Lineage: Eukaryota; Metazoa; Arthropoda; Insecta; Diptera; Culicidae. The record is from RefSeq and is a predicted model, not a curated record. Gene Ontology annotation, molecular function: copper ion binding; dopamine beta-monooxygenase activity. Gene Ontology annotation, biological process: octopamine biosynthetic process; norepinephrine biosynthetic process; dopamine catabolic process. Bases 2055 to 4229 code for a protein of 724 amino acids.